CUACCGUUUCCGGUGACGCGCCCUCCUCUCCACUUCCUGUAAACAAAGCAGCAGCUGCUGUCACAUUCCUGUGUUUUCGCUCAUUCUGCCUCUGCUUCAGCGUUUUCAACGAUGGCCCAGGCCGGAGUGGUCCUGGACAAGGACCAGUUCAACUGUUCGAUAUGUCUGGACGUGUUGAAGGACCCAGUGACGAUCCCCUGCGGACACAGCUACUGCUCGGGCUGUAUCCAGGACUACUGGGACCAAGACGACUACCUGGGGAUCUUCGUCUGCCCGCAGUGUCGACAGAACUUCAACCCGAGGCCGGCGCUCGCCAGAAACACUAUGUUGGCCGACGUGGUGGAGAAAUUCAAAAAGACCGGACUCCAAGAGACCACGACGACCUCAAACCAAAGUUUUGCCGAGGCCGACGACGUGGAGUGCGACGUCUGCACCGGGAGGAAAAACAAGGCUGUCAAGUCCUGUCUGGUGUGUUUGGCCUCCUACUGCGACGUCCACGUCCAGCCUCACUACGAGUCUGCUGCUUUCAAGAAACACAAGCUGGUGUCGGCCUCCAAAAAGCUCCAGGAGACGAUUUGUCCCCGACACGACAAGUUGCUGGAGGUGUACUGCCGCACCGACAAACAGUGCAUCUGUUACCUCUGUCUGACGGAUGAGCACAAAGGGCACGACACGGUGCUGGCUGAGGCCGAGAUACAGCAGAAGCAGAGGCAGCUGGGGGACAUGAAGCACAGCUCUCAGCUGAGAAUUCAGCAAAGAGAAAAGGAGGCCCAGGAGCUGAGACAAGCCAUUUUCUCUCUCACUCGCUCUGCUCGUGCAGCAACCGAAGAAAGCGACACCGUCUUCACCGAACUGAUUCGGUCGAUUGAGCUGAAGCGUUUCGAGGUGAGAGAGCUGAUCAAAGCCCAGGAAAAGACAUCCGUCAGCCAGGCUGAGCAGCUGCUGGACAAGAUCCAGAAGGAGAUUGCUGAGCUUAAGAGGAGCGAGGCUGAACUGGACAAACUGUCCCACACUGAGGACCACAUCAAUUUCCUUCAGAGUUGUCAGUCUCUCCAUGCUCCCCCCGUGCUCUCAGCUUUGCCUUCGGUCACCGUUGACCCCAACCUCACUUUCGGCCCUGUGAUGACGGCUGUGUCGGAUUUUAAAGGACUGUUGCAGGAGGUCUGCCAGGGUGGAUUUGUCAGCAUCUACGAGAGAGUGAGAGAAGUAGUGAUUGUAGGUUCUUCAAAUCCUGCCCCACAGAUAGACACAGCGCAGUCUGGUGAUACUGGGCCAACUGAACAAAUGGAAGCAACACUACUGAUCCCUCCACAUGGCCUGGACCAAAGUCCUGUGAGUCCUCUGAACCCUUUCCUCACAACGGGACCUGUUACGCCCACGUUUGCCUUCUCACCAUUUGGCGGCAAACUCUCCUCAGGAUCCAGACAGAGGCACCUUCAGCGACGUGCUCAUUCCAGGAGGAAAUAGACUUCAAAUGGAUAUAAAGAUCAACAUUUCACAUGCACCUACACGGCCUGAAUAUCAUUGUACUUGACUGCUCUCCUCUCAUUUUCAUCUGUCAAAUAUGUACUGAAAAGCAUGAAUUUUACAUUUAACAGUUGAUCCUUUGGCAGUAAUGUAAUUGUGUUGUUUUCACCAGUCAGCUAAACUUGAACUGUGCAUUGUAGUGCCAACGGGAAAGAGAUGAGGAAAGCAUUUGUAAGUGCCACUGAAGACCACACUGCAUUUACUUUAAUAGUAUUAAGCAGCACCAAGCAGGACUGAACUCACUACAUAUUAUUUACAGUACAAGAAAAUUGCCUUGAAGUUUAGUAAGGUUUUAAUUGUUAUUAAGCUAUGCUUUUAUAAAUAUUUUUUCAUUUUUUGUGGUUAAAAAAAACUCAUUUUGCUUUACAGACAUGUAAUAAUAGUGUGAUUUGAUGACUGCCGGCAUUAAAAAGCAAACACAUUUGUACAAACUC
Molecule: messenger RNA, 1961 nt
Organism: Lates calcarifer (barramundi perch)
Lineage: Eukaryota; Metazoa; Chordata; Actinopteri; Centropomidae
Gene: ftr67
Product: finTRIM family, member 67
Exons: 7
Coding region: 112-1467 (451 amino acids)
Molecular function (GO): zinc ion binding
Source: RefSeq, a predicted model, not a curated record